Molecule: messenger RNA, 1936 nt
Organism: Osmia bicornis bicornis
Lineage: Eukaryota; Metazoa; Arthropoda; Insecta; Hymenoptera; Megachilidae
Exons: 10
Coding region: 402-1763 (453 amino acids)
Source: RefSeq, a predicted model, not a curated record
AACUUUCGAACCCGAUUGCGCCCGGCACGCUUCCGAGGCGUCGGGAUGCGUCGCGUCGGCGCAGCGUCAUCGACGCCGACUCCGACGUCUCGUGCAGGUCGAAGCACCCCUGCUCGAUUCACCCCUGACGAAAACUGACUAGGACGCCAUGUCGACGUUCACCCCUAUAGUUCGUCCUCGUUGCCACCCCCGUUACGUCCCCAGCUGACCGUGAAUCCCGAGGAACACGCGUAAAGGAUCGUGUCGCAGCCAGGAUUCAUCGCACCAGGCGGAAUGGUCGUCGCGUAUAUUCGUCACAUCGGCCGGAUUGCGUCAUUACGAAUCAAUUUUUUCCUCUGUGUCAUCGAGAUUGGAGGAGGACCCGCGGAACGAUAGGGGUAUACCUCGGCCGCCGACUGAGGAUGAGCAAAACCAUCAGAGUUUUAAUAGUGUUACUGUUAUCCGUGAUACCCUGGCCAGGACCGAGCGUGUUUAAAAUAUCAUGCCCCCGUGAUCGAGCGUCGGUGGUGAGGAGGAUCGUUCAGAAGAGAUGGAUGCCCAUUCUGAAGAAGUACCAAGUAGAGCUGCCGUUGGAGUGCCCGUUUCACGAGAGUCGCGACAUUUUUCGGCCUCAACAAAAGGCGAAGCACCAGCACAGACCGUCCCAAUGGACGUGCGGCCUGUGUGGCAAGUCCUUCUACGCGGAGAAACACUUGGAUGCCCACUUCGAUAACAGACACAAGAGUAACGUCAACACGGCGGAGGACGCGGUGUGCCUCGCGGACUACUGCGACAUCAUGAGAUGCGAUGUGCUGGGUAACCGGGAUUUCGAGAGUUCCCUGGUGGACGACGAGGCAGCCCACCACACCACGGACAUCCAAGUGUGGAAAGAAAAUACCGAGCAACGUUCCACCUCGGUGAUGCCGUGCGAGUCGCGAGGACUCUCCAGGUCGACGUAUCCGGUGGAGAAAUCCUGCACGAUGUCCGGGGGUGUGGCAGUCACCAACAUCCAACGAUACUGUCACCGAGAGGACAGCGGGGCGCUCGAGAAUCAUCGUCUACCUGGCACGGCGUACCACGUGGAGAUCGCUGGUCCCGACAACAAGAGCAACGCCUGCGACAACGAAGAGGAGGAGGAGGACGAGGAGGACGACGAAGACGACGAGGAGAACCUCGUGGAGGCGGCAUUGCCGGCCGUCGACAAGAAACAAAGGCGCAAAGGUCUGCACCUGAGGAAACUCAAGUCCAACUGCAAGCCGGAAGAGCUGCAGAAGCUGAAGCUGCAGUGCGAAAUAUUGGUUCGCGAUUGCAUCGCCGGACUACUGACGAACUUAUCCGUUCGAGAUUUCCAGGAGAUCGAAGGGGAAUUAAAUCGCGCGAUAUGCUGGUACCUUAGUUGCGACAGAUACUGGGAGGACACUAAAAGGCAACAAAGGCACACACCUUGGUACCUGUUGACCAUUUUUCUGGUCGUACUCUCCUCCUCCAUAUACGCUUGCUAUUAUGUCAUUUGGGUCCUGUUCAAUUCAGCGGAGGAAGACAGACUAGACGGGACCGGAAGUAUGGACUACACGGAUGGAGAUUACACGGCUACAUCACCGUUACACGAUCCGAGUGGUCUCGGGGAGAGUAGAUCAACCGACAGAAGAAAAGGCGAACCUGGGGACGAGAAUUUACCUAUUUCGAACGAGGACAUGCCUGAUCAUUACAUCUACGUAGCCUAUCCACCCGAGCUAAAGCGGCGAUUACUGGAGAGCUGCUACAACAGAACCACACGACUUUGAAUCGAAGACAUAGGGGAAAUACAGGCAAAAAUUCGAUCGAGAAAGCACGGACAGCUCGAUCCAUUCCACCAGUCGGUUCCAUGGCUGACUUCUCACACUUUUGUUUCUCCAAACCUUAAUCCUCGUGUUUUGUAUACCAACUGUGGGAAUAAAUUGCAAAAUGUACACGACAA